Messenger RNA from Phanerochaete carnosa HHB-10118-sp, 863 nucleotides. RefSeq lists its product as uncharacterized. The transcript has 2 exons. The record is from RefSeq and is a predicted model, not a curated record. NCBI's taxonomy places the organism in Eukaryota, Fungi, Basidiomycota, Agaricomycetes, Polyporales, Phanerochaetaceae. Bases 1 to 636 code for a protein of 211 amino acids.
AUGCUCGUCUGUGGACUGCGACUCUCCCUUCCCUUCAUUUCUCUUCCUCACUAUCCCUCGCGCCGUCCCAGCACACGCAUCCUUCGAGCGCCACCCACCUCGUACUUUUGCAACAACAGGGAAUGCACACACGCGAACUCGCCACAGGCCGCGUCCGGAAGGUUCGUUUGCCAGGGCACGCUAGCACACGGGACCAAGUGCAAGGGUACAUAUCGCGUGUCGCGCUGGGACGCGCGCACUUACGAGCGCUCGGUGCGUGCGCGCUGGGCCGCCGAGGAUAUGCAGCGCGCGGCUCGCUCACGGCCUGCGGGGGAGGGCGAGAAGUCGUCGGAGGGCGGCUGCGGGGACGAGCGGCGUGACGAUAGCGUGGUGGAGCAAGAACGACCUGAUGCUGUCUCGGAGCACAGAGAAGAACGCCGCCGCAUUCGCGAGGUCCUGGACGCGUGGUACCGCGGCGACGACGCGUUCCUUGUCGCCUAUGUGAAGUCAGUCGGACGGUCGUGGAUGAUGUCCGGAGGGCAGAAGCGGCUCUGGCUCGGACACAUUCAGGAACUGACAGAGCGCGAGGCGGACCUGACGGCAUGGCUUACCAAGGUCGACGCGUCUUGUGCGGGCGAAGAACCGUGGUCGCCGUGAGUGGUGCUUCUUUAGGCGUUUGCGAAGUAUAACUUACUCGUUCAGCAGACCAUAUUUCAUGCCUCCAAUGAAGCACACGUCACUGCCAUCUGGUGGAAAGUGUUGAACAGCGGCUGGACCGUUACCCUCUCGUUCGGAUUUGUGUCGUCACCGCUGUCACGCCAAGGUUGUGUUUACCGCGCACUGACCCUGAUGUCACUAUUACCGUCAUAUUAGCAUGCGCACAC